AUGUCUUCCGCUCAGCCUGUCGAUGAAUCAGACCGGCGUCAUCCCCGACGUCGAGUACUUAAUCGCCCCCCUCCCUCACUCUCGAGUGACUCGUCACCACUCCCGUCGAAUCUGCGCUUGAUCAAAGGAGAAACUUUCCACUCUUCCAGCCGGCCCCGGUCCGAUCGUGAUCCAGUACUAGAUUUAAAACUGCUACCACGCCGCUCUCCUACAUGUCCUAAAGCCUUGGAAGCCAUAGCUGCCGGCCAGCGGCGUAUGGCCCAUAUCCUAAACCGCUUCGACCUUGAUUCUCUUUCAACGCGCGACUCAUCGGAACCCCAAGACGAGCUCCCUGUUCCUCGAGGUAUCUUGAGGACACACGUUAAAUCCCGUGCUUCAAAAGACGAUUCUACCAAGCAAUCCGAACCUACACCACAGGAGCCCAAAGAAUCCCGGAAGAGGAUUCGAAGAGUGAACCACCAUACAUCCGACAGUGGCUUGGGCAGUUCUAUUGGCAGCAUCGAAACCAUGUCAUCUACUAAGGGCAACGUGACAGCUGGCCAAGUGUGUCAAGCUAGCGUUGGACACAAAUUGUCUGCUACUGCACGCGUUGAGAUACAGGGCCGUAUUCUUUUCCCCCUGCUUAUGAAGGACAAGUUUCAGCUAUUCCACCCUCUUGUCCGAUGCGCCCAUCAGCAGAUCGAAAAAGACCAGCUCAAGUGUUUGCGUGACGUCGAGAAGACCCUUCUCUUUUCAACUCCUGACGUGAAGGCGCCGACUACAGCCUGGUACUCAUUCUGCCGAUUCACGAUUCACUGCCUUCACGAGACUUCUGGUUACCUUCGGGGCAGGGAUUUGACCUUGCCCAACGAUGUGCCAUAUUCGAACAACUACUUCCUCGACCUUAUUACCCAGAUCAACCGCUUCGCAAGGAUCCGGGACCGGUCCCGACAAGAAUCAGCGAUCAACGGCGAGAAGGCCGCCAUCAGGUCCAUUGAGCCCCGACUUACCCUUGAGGGCGGCAUGUCUGAAACUGGACGGCCUGCUGAGCUUGUCAUGCACAAGGAUGGCAAGUCCAUUUCCAUGCAGACGGGCAAGCCGUACGACGAGCACGCCAUCCCGACCUUCAAGCGUACACUAAGUGUGGAAACGGUCGAUGAGGGAGUUGAACGGUCCAUGGCCCGCCGCAAGAAGAACGCUCCCCCGAUGGAUAUCAACCAAAAGUGCCAGUUCUGCGACAAGGUCUUGAAGCGACCAUGUGAUCUUACUAAACACGAGAAGACCCACUCGCGUCCUUACAAGUGCCCUGAAAGGGGUUGCAAGUAUUUCGAAUUGGGCUUCCCGACCGAGAAGGAGACGGAGCGUCAUUACAAUGACAAGCACUGCAAGAACCCCCGCUUGUUCAGAUGCCAUCAGCCUGGCUGCACCUACGCAUCUAAGAGGGAGAGCAAUUGCAAGCAACACAUGGAGAAGACGCACGGUUGGGUGUAUGAACGGACAAAGAACAACGGCAAGAACAAGCCUAUCAAGCAAGGUUCCGCUCAACCCACUCCCCAGACCAGCGGUAUCCCAUCUCCUGCUGCCUCCAACCCGACGGGCGAUUUCUCUACACCCACGACAGGCCCCACGGUUUCCCCUAGUGAGCCUCCUCUCGCUUUCCCUGAGGCAAUACCCUUCUCAUUCGCCGACCCUCCCGUUCCAACCCAGACCGAGGACUUCCAGCUGUUCUCGAACAGUCCCACUUCGCUUGGUGGUUCUCCCUAUCAUAACAUGAAUGAAGCCCAGGGAUUCCCGCCUGGCGCAAAUUUCGACCUGAAUCAGGCCCAUGUGCCUGGUAUUGGUAGCCCUGCCUCCGGAUCGAGCGAGUUUCUCACACCACCCUCUGGAAGCACUCAUUCACCUUAUGAUCCUAUCAAUCCAUUCCCCGACAACUCACUGUUCUCCUUUGAGCCAUACAUGCAGCCAAAAACCGAAGAGAGCCUGUUGUUUGUGAGCGGCGGAUUUGGCGAUGUGCCCAGUAUGUUCGAGCAGAACCCCAUGGAUUUUCUGACCGACCCAAUGUACAACUCAACCUUCAUGGGCUAUGAGACUGUCCAGCCGCAGCUUGAGGCCAAUCCAAAUGCGCAGUUUGGACUGGAUGGUUGGGAUGAUUUCAUGUGCAAGCCCGACCAACCUUCCAUGUAA
This is a messenger RNA of Aspergillus pseudonomiae, 2163 nucleotides long. RefSeq names its product putative C2H2 transcription factor (Ace1) (gene ace1). Gene Ontology annotation, biological process: regulation of transcription by RNA polymerase II. Bases 1 to 2163 code for a protein of 720 amino acids. The record is from RefSeq and is a predicted model, not a curated record. Gene Ontology annotation, cellular component: nucleus. NCBI's taxonomy places the organism in Eukaryota, Fungi, Ascomycota, Eurotiomycetes, Eurotiales, Aspergillaceae. The transcript is spliced from 5 exons.